UCCCUCCUCUAUCUCGGCUGUCCUGACAGAGCACAGAGCGAGGUGUGUUUCAUUUUUCUCUCAGAGCAGGAUGAGUGUUGUAAAACAGGUGCUGCUGCUGGUGCUGGCGGCGAUGGGCAUCAAUGCAGCGCCAGGUCCUGAAGACUGUGAUGGCCUGAAUGUGACGCUGCCAACAAACCAGCUGCACAAGAUUUAUGGGGACUGGGUUAUGGUCUGGUCCGUCUGUGACAAUCUGCAAUUCUCAGGCGCGCUAACGUACCUCGCCAGCUGUAAAAUUGAGCUCCGACUCCUCCCUGACAACAACACCGUCGCCUUGAAUCAGUGGACCAUGCUCCAAGAUAAGUCAUGUGCUCAGUACUUCUUCAACAUGUCAAGGGUUUCCGACUCCGAAGAUUUCACACUGAACAUCUCUGUGAGGACUGUGGAGGACAACGGAGACAUCAGUCACUACAACGACUAUGCCAAAGUGACUUUUCUUAAUACGUGCCCUGACUGUCUGAUGAUGGUCUACAGAGGAUACGUGGGACAGUUCCUGCUCAGCUACAGGAGGGAGGGGCAUCAUCAGGAUGUUGAGCAGCUGAAAGCGUCACACAGCGAUAAUAAGAAACUGGCCGAGUGUUUGAGAAUUCCUCACACCAACGCAUUCAGUUAUGACGGAGUGUCAGAUUUUUGUCCUAAGACGCAUCCUCCUCCAGCGGUGGAGUCUGUGCAGUCCUGAGUGAAAACCAGUGUUAAUUUCGAAAUAUGUAUGUGACGAAAAAUGUGCCAAUGUGCGUUUCUGUUGACGCAUAAAAACGAGAUGAAAAUGUCAUGCAAGAAAUAAAAAAUUA
Larimichthys crocea (large yellow croaker) is the source of this 830-nucleotide messenger RNA. Its product is annotated as saxitoxin and tetrodotoxin-binding protein 1. Lineage: Eukaryota; Metazoa; Chordata; Actinopteri; Sciaenidae. The transcript is spliced from 6 exons. Bases 71 to 718 code for a protein of 215 amino acids. The record is from RefSeq and is a predicted model, not a curated record.